This is a messenger RNA of Cheilinus undulatus (humphead wrasse), 8334 nucleotides long. RefSeq names its product potassium intermediate/small conductance calcium-activated channel, subfamily N, member 3 (gene kcnn3). Gene Ontology annotation, molecular function: calmodulin binding; small conductance calcium-activated potassium channel activity. The transcript is spliced from 10 exons. The coding region runs from base 555 to 3065 and encodes 836 amino acids. Lineage: Eukaryota; Metazoa; Chordata; Actinopteri; Labriformes; Labridae. The record is from RefSeq and is a predicted model, not a curated record. Gene Ontology annotation, cellular component: neuronal cell body; plasma membrane; neuron projection. Gene Ontology annotation, biological process: potassium ion transmembrane transport.
CAGGGAGACAGGGAGCUGUAGAUUGAGUGGAAGUCGGUGGAGUCUCAUACUAUAUGACAGACUUCACAGCCUAUGUGGGGAGCGCUGCUGGACGCCGGGUUUUUGUGUUUUUGUGUUUUAUCUGCCUGCUCAUACCGGCAUUUAUAUUGACGGAAAACAUUUGACGUGCAUCCACAGGUUGGGCGGUUUAAUCCAGUCAACAUGGAUUACACCUCUCGGGUCGAUUGACACUGAGGGGGUCGAAAUGGGCACCGUCGAGAGAUCUUUGCUGAUUGAGAGAGAAACAAACUGAGCAUAUCAAGUGAGUGGACGCGGAGGCAAACAUCUGUGAGGGGAGAGAGCGACGCACAAUUCCGAGAGACGAGCGAGGACCUGUGGAGGGACCUAUAUGAAAGGAGGCAACGCGAGGAGAUGAUAGGAUGGCCGUGACAACAUGAAAAAGAAAAAGUGUGGUGGUCUGUUUUCAUCCAAGCAGUGAUACAACACAACUAACCUGGGGGACAGGGACUGAGAGAGAAGAGGUAGGAGAAAGGUGCCUGGCCACAGCUGUGACCAUGGAGCCUCCCCCCUCUCUGAGCCUGGCUCUGCUAGGAGGGAGCGAGGAUGAGGACCAGCGCUUCCUUCUACCCCUGGGCAGCAUCACCCAUCCCUCCACCACUGGCAACCAACCAGGAUCAAACCACUCAAACCACAUGGGAGGAUCAAGCCUCGACCGUCUAAAUGGCAGCACCCCAUCCCCGUCCCCCGCCACACCCAGCUUACCUCCAACGUCGCUCCCUAAGUUGCCCCUGUCAUCCUCUGGAGCCCAACCCCUGCCACCGCCCAUCCCCAACGCCCUGCACCCCACCAGCACGCCGCUCUCCUCCUGCCUAGGCUCGCAGCACAGCCUGAGCGGGGACAACUCGCCAGUCUACAAUGCCCUCUUUUACUCCUCCCACUCACCCUCCAUGGAGCGGGAGAGGGACAGAGAGCGUGACCGGGACAGGGAGCGAGAGCGAGGGUGCAAACAUAGACAGGCCAGCCCUCUGGUCCACCGCAGGGACAGUAACCCCUUCACGGAGAUCGCUAUGAGCUCCUGUAAGUACACAGGUGGGGUCAUGAAGCCACUGAGCCGCCUUAGCGCCUCUCGCAGAAACCUCAUUGAAUCAGACAGCAGCAGCGAAACCAAAGAGGCUGGCGUUUCAGCUGUUGCCGGGGCAACAGUUGUUGGUGGGCACGACCGACAGCGAGAAGCCCCUCCUACCUCCUUGUCGGCUCAGGCCUCUACCAAUCAACCCCCGAUUCAGAGCCCGCCAGAGAUUGUGAUAUCCUCCAAAGAAGACUCGCCAUACCCUAGAGGAAGGUAUGACAUCACAGACUCCACGUCCAAUCAGAUGACCAUCUACCACCAGAACCACGCGCUGGUGGAGAGCAGGCGGGCGCAGACGGGACGGAGCAGCAGGCAGGGGGGGGUCGGGGCCGUUGGACCUGGGGUCAGAGGCAGCACCUCCAAGGCCCCAAAACGGAAGAACCAAAAUAUUGGGUAUAAACUGGGUCAUCGCAGGGCGCUGUUCGAGAAGAGGAAGAGGCUGAGCGACUACGCCCUCAUCUUUGGGAUGUUUGGCAUUGUCGUCAUGGUGAUUGAGACAGAGUUGUCGUGGGGCGUGUACACAAAGAGCUCCAUGUAUUCUCUGGCCCUGAAGUGUCUGAUCAGUCUGUCCACAGUCAUCCUGCUGGGGCUCAUCAUCGCCUACCAUGCACGGGAAGUUCAGCUGUUCGUCAUCGACAACGGAGCAGACGACUGGCGCAUCGCCAUGACCAUGGAGAGGGUUCUGCUCAUCGCCCUGGAGCUGCUGGUGUCUGCCGUGCAUCCGGUGCCCGGGGACUUUAAGUUUCAGUGGCGAGCAAGGCUCGCCUUCUCUUACGCACCGUCGCAGGCUGAGGCCGACCUGGACAUGGUGCUGAGCGUGCCGAUGUUCCUGCGCCUCUACCUCAUCGCCAGAGUCAUGCUCCUGCACAGCAAACUGUUCACCGACGCCUCCUCCAGGAGUAUAGGCGCCCUAAAUAAGGUUCAUUUUAACACACGAUUUGUAAUGAAAACCCUCAUGACUAUCUGCCCCGGGACGGUGCUGCUGGUCUUCAGCAUCUCUCUGUGGAUCAUCGCUGCCUGGACCGUACGAGUGUGUGAGAGGUAUCACGAUGCUCAGGAUGUGACCAGUAACUUCCUGGGAGCCAUGUGGCUUAUCUCCAUCACCUUCUUGUCCAUCGGCUAUGGAGACAUGGUCCCUCACACCUACUGUGGUAAAGGAGUGUGUCUGCUCACAGGAAUCAUGGGUGCAGGCUGUACGGCUCUGGUGGUUGCCGUGGUAGCCAGGAAGCUGGAGCUGACCAAGGCCGAGAAACACGUACACAACUUCAUGAUGGACACGCAGCUCACAAAGCGGAUAAAGAACGCAGCGGCUAAUGUGCUGAGGGAAACCUGGCUCAUCUACAAGCACACCAAGCUGAUGAAGAAGAUCGACCACUCCAGAGUCCGCAAACACCAGAGGAAGUUCCUCCAGGCGAUACAUCAAUUACGCAGUGUCAAAAUGGAGCAGAGGAAACUCAGCGAUCAGGCCAACACACUAGUGGAUCUCUCGAAGAUGCAGAGUGUCAUGUACGAGCUAAUGUCUGAGCUCAAUGAUCGCAGCGAGGACUUGGAGCGCCAGAUGCUGUCCCUGGAGCAGCGUGUGGAGCAGCUCACCGCUGGUUUCAACUCCCUGCCUGCACACCUCUCAGCCACCCUCAGUGCCCAGCAUGCCGCUUUGGUGCACCUGCUCCAGGAGAGGGACGCAAGGGACGGUAGAGGUGGCAUUGGUGGAGGAGGAGUCGGUGCUGUGGUGCCUCUGUCCCCUGCUGCUUCUCUAACGAGUCCUCCACCUCCAGUUUCUCCAGUUUCUCCAGUCCAGGUCACAUCUCCGGUAACUCCCCCCUCCCAGGUCACCACUCUAGCCUUGGAGUCUCCUCUGUCACCUCCACCUGUGAGCCCAGAGGGGAGCCUGGAGGCUAGCCCCAACAUUAACACCACCUGCACUUCUAGCUGCUGAAGACGAAAGGGAAAGAGGAAACAAGGAUGGAGGAGAAGAGGCCGGGUUAGUCCUCUUUCUUCAGACUAAAGGAGAGAGGAAAAAAGGAAAGAGGUAAUCCUCUGAAGCUGCAGCAACGAAAACUGGAUUAUGAAGUGGACUAAUAGGACAAAGAUGGAGGGCCCGCGUGACUGAUGAGACACAUUAGGGACUUUUGGGCGCUUUCCUUAACGAGGGAAGAUGAUAAAACGGAGACUCUAAAAGGUGUGAGGGAGAGGAAGGAUGUCAAGUGGGUGAGAAAUGGAGGAAGAAAGGACAAGGAGAGGGAAGUAGAGAGGGAGGAGAACUAACUAGGAAUAAUUAUAUGAACUCAGAGCUCCAAUUACUGAAAAAAGGCCUUUUAUUCUCUCUCUCUCUAUCUCUCUCUUUCCUUCCCCAAUCUCUCUUUCCCUUCAUCAGGAAUUAAUGACCAUGACUUUUUAUCCUUAUGAUGUAUUUUCUAUCUGAAUGCUAAUUGUGUGUUAACGAGCAUCCCUUUAACAGAAGGUCCAAUCAAUACGACCAUAAUAUAGGAAAAAAAAAAAAAACUAGUGGCAUGCAUCGCACACACAUAAACGCACACACACAUACAUUAUCCACGCAAUAGAAGUGAACACCACACAAACUUAAGCACUCACUCUAUCACAAUGCAGGCUCUAUUUAAACCCACACAGAGGAAUGAAUGCAGGAGCCCACAAGAUAAUACUAAAGCCUAUACUGCCAAGCACUCAAUGCACUGUCAAUCACCACACAGCACUGCCAAGUAAUGUGGACGCACUGUAGAGAAAUGUUCAUCCAAAUAACUUCUCCUUUGUGGCUGUGGGCUAAUGCAGUAGUUUUGACUUAGAUGGCAUAGUUGUGACAUUUGAACUACUCAGCCAGGAAAAUUGUAACCGUUCAGUGAACUAAACAAAUGACAGACCAAGAUGAGACAAGUCAGGACAACACGGAGGGGCAUGAGUCAUCGAAACAUCCAUUUGUGGUGUGGAAGAAUAUAAACAAAACUACAGCAUAAUUACUGCAUCCGUUGAGGUAGAGAUUAAAGUCCCUGUAAAGUGAUGAAUAAAACUUUAUUUUUGGUUUGUUGUAUGACAGGCCACUGUGUUAUGAAUCACCAGGCUAAAUUUCAGUCAUGCUAAACAUCUCUAAGUUUGUAGAAUUAAUAAGGCAUACAAGCAUAAGGCAAAUAAGGCAGUCAUAUUUGCUCUAGGAUGUUGUGGGCGUGUCCGUUGAAGCCGCACCCACUCAGGAGAAAUAUGAUCCUCUCAAAUUUAGAAAUGAAAUGGUACAACCUGACUGGAGGUCAGUCUGUCUGGUCAACUGGACCUGCCAGCUCUCAAUGACAGCCACCGGAGAAACAAACACAUUUAUGACAUGACGGGCUAAACCCAUCAUUUUCUGAGUUAUGUGAGGUGAUAUCUUCCUCCUGUUUAUUAAACUUCUUUGUUGUUAAGUUGUUGCUGAAAACACUUAAUUUCCUGAUGCUGCUCUGCAAAGUAGAAGUCUUUGAUGAUAAUUAGCACUAACUCUGCCUAACUCUGUGCCAGAGCAGAGAAACAGAAGUCGGGGAUUAAAUUAGCUGUUUUGUGGCACAAAUCUUUUCAUUUGACUUGUAGGCCACCAUGGCUGGUAGAUCUGGAAAAUUUACCUCACAGUGAGUAAAAACACAACAUUUUUCUGGCUGUUAAUUUUUAUUGAAGGUAGUGACAUCAGCUAACACCAGACUGUAUUCAGAUGAACUGCUUGGUGAUUUUAUAUUGUUGUAGCGCUAGGAGGCGGGGUAAUUCCCAGUAGUGACCGGUGAAGUCAUGGGCGGGCUAUAUUUGCCCUGCACAUAUUAAACCAAGCCAGGAAAAAGGCAAACUUUUUAACGGUUUAAAUCCACAAUUCAGUCACAGAUACAUCUCAGAGUUUUCCCAAGUUUACCACAACCUUAUUCCAACAUAUCUAGUUUGUUAAGACACAAAGUUUGGAUUUCACUUUACAGGGACUUUAAACUGAACUGAUGCAAAAGUGUAGCACAGGGUUUGAUAUACUGAAAUGAUGCUUUAAAAAGUUUGAUUUUAAAGUUUCUCUAAAAAUUGUUUAUGAAAACCUCAGAAAACUGAUUAAUUUAUUUGUAUCAAGUGCAUUUAUAUAGAGUUGGCUGCUGAAAGUACAUAUGAAGAUCUAUUAAAAUUUUGAUUUGAUUAAAUCGAGUUUAAGCAGGGAUGCACGAUAUUAUCGGCAUGAUAUCAUCAACAGCAGAUAAUAGCUUAAGUUAAAUAUCAGUACCAACGAAUUUAAAAUUCCUGCAGGUAUAUCUAUGGCUGUCUAUAUUGGCAGUAUUUAACAUAUAUCAGCCUUAAAUAUCAAUAAGAUGAACAAAUGUAUCAUCAGGCAUAGCUGGUUGCCUAGGGUGCUACAGACAAAGACGGUCCACCCUGAGCCCUAAGCAUUGGAAGAAUUCACAAAAGUAAAACAACUCCCAGACUGUCUACUUCUGUGCUACUCUAUCCACUCCAAUUGAUUUAGUCUCUCUUUGCACAGGAGACACUUAGUGUCCUUUCAAAUAAAAAAAAGUGCAUUAUCAGAGUCUGUAUUGACUAAAAUGAAUUUGGAAAUAUCAGCAUAUCAGAUAUCAGCAAAGAUUAAAUAUCCUGUGACCCUAAUUUAAAGCUGUAAAUAUUAAAGCUCCUGUGAGGAAUUUUUGAAGGAUAAACCCCAGAGUUUCAGCUGAUUUGCAGCAAGGAAAAACUCAAAAUUUUCAAGUUUAAAAAGUGGUAAAAUUACAAGAGAUUUUUUUUUAAAAUAAGGUAAUUUAUGUGAACCGAAAUUUAAAAUUUUAAAGAUUAGAAAGUUGGAGAUAGCUGAUUGCGUGGAAUAAAAUCCCCCCAGUUGAGGCCGUUUUUCUUGCACAAGCCCUGUAGUUAAGAGCCUCAUCAAAUGAUAGUAGGGAAGAACUUUAGAUUUUAGUCCAGAAUCAAUACAAUAUCAUUAUUAUCUGACAUAGAUGACAAAUUUCUGUAAAUUGGGCUUAUCCAACUGUUGUUUUCAGAUUGGUUUCUCAAACAAUUUUUACUUUAUAAUAUCUUACAUUUAUGACUUUAAAAUCUUGAAAUUUUCGAGUUUGUGACACCAAAUUUACAGUAUUUUCAGCGCAAAUUUCUAGUUAUUUCUCAGAAAUUUGCAUUUUUCAUAAAUCUUAUUUUUCAUUUUUUUCAAAAUAUCUUGAUCUCAAACUUUGAGUUUGGUUGCUUGUAAAUAAAAAAGACUUUGUAAUCUUAAAAAUGACAUUUUUGGUUAUGUUUCAGUAUUUUUUUUCAAAUAUUAACAGAGCUUCUUUAUAUUAAUCAAAUGUUUUUAAUCUAUUAGGGUGGCCCUUGUAUGCUGUGUGUAUUAUGUUUUUGAUCAUGAUUUUAAAAAAUUACUCAUAAGUCUAAUUUUGAAAAUGUCAGAGCAGACAGGGUCCCGUGCCCUCAAAGGUCUCUGGCGACCCCCUUGGGGUUCCAAAGGCCUCAGGUUGGGAACCACUGCUUUAGACUUACAAAAGCAUAUGAGACGAUGAGCGACAAGACUGUAAGAAAAUUCCUUAGUAAAUUUGACACCUGUAACUGCUGCCACCAUUGGUUAGGUGCAAGAAGAGGCUAAAGCAGGCCUUUUUUUUUUUUUUUACACUUUUUUAAGCAGAUAUUCACAGUGAGUAAUGCAUAAUGACUGUUAAAGAAAGCAUGAACAUUUUUAAUCAGGAAACACUAAUUACACAUGCAAAGGACAAGAACAGUAAGGACAGAAGAUAUACCACGUUGCCCACAGGGGGUGCCAAAAUGAUCACAAACCAAAAGUUUCUCACAGAAGCUUUAAAGAUAAAGAGCUCUAAUUUUUUUUGGUUUUAAUAUUUUGAGAUCUUAUGAGGUUGCAUCUACCUGUAUGUUUACUGAAGAUGGAGUAAGAAUCAAUACGUUAUCCAUCAAUAAUAAAUUAACUGUUUAUUCCUUUACUUUGUAGAGACUGAAGUCAGUGGAGUCAGGGUGGCUCGGAUGAUGUGGAAUGUAUAUUUAUUUUCCUCUUAUUUUCCGAUUUAAAAAAAAGAUUUACAUUUUUCAAUUAUUUAUUUAAUUGACUUUAGAAAGAUAUCCUAAAAUAUGAAUAAGUUAAUAUUUAUAUUUUUAUGCAUACAGUUGUAUACUCAAUCUUCUAUGAAAGGGAGGAAGAAGAAAAAAUACAUUACUGCCAUUCUUUUCGAGCUUGCAGUCCCAAAACAAGACACUGUUAUCAUGAAUGUAUUCUGUGUAGAGAAAUACACUCAAACACUCUCGCUUGCUCAAUCACUUAGACUGCCAUGCAGCCACAAGAACACACACGCACGCACACACAGAUACACGCACACACCUCGACAACCAAAGUGCUCUCUCUUAAAUGGACUUCAAUAAUAGGCAGGGAACGCUGCUGUCACUGGGGACAAAAGAUAGCAGGGGGCGUUGCAGAUAUCUUGACAAUAUUUCUGAGGGAAUAACUGUGAAAAAUCUGGGCAUGGACUUGUCACAGAGCUGUACAUGGACUGCUCUUCUCUGCUUUAAAACAGGUCACGGCGGACGACGGAUGAACACAAAUAAACCUUAUAAAGGAGAAAUGGCCAUGGUGGAACAGCUGUUUGUGAAAUAAAUAAAGCUUAGAAAGAGAGACCAUGGUGUAUCUGAGGGGAAUCAUAAUGGUGUGAUGGGAAAAAAGACAAGCCUACCCUUACAUUGGAGACAAAAACUGUCUUAUAGCGACAUGCUGUGGCCGGAAUACUGAAUACAUAUGCUUGGAAUAUUGUAUAGUAUGCUGUUAACGAAAACUAGCUUUGUAUUGCUUAGUCUUUUCUACCAUUAUGAUUAAACGCAGUUAUAGCUGAUAUCUAAUAUUACUAAACUAUAGUAUUCUUCUCAUUCGUCAUGACAAUUAUGAUAUAUGUAUUAACAAUUCGUUAAAUAAUUAUGAACAAGGAAAGUGCCGUUUAAGGUUGAAAUUAUUUUGUAAUUUUAUUUUAUCAGAGAGAAUUAAUAAAGUAUAUAUCUAUAACAUUAUAGCUUCCAUGUUUUCUGAGUCACUGCUUUUUCAAUUUACAUUUUUGUUUUCUUUUUAUAUUCAGUGGGACAUAGAAAAAUACAACACUUUAGAGCCAGUUGGUAAGGUGCAGAUCUUUUAUUCCUUCCUUUUUACCUCUUUAAUUUCUGUAAUUGGUUAGUUUUAUAUAUUUUUCAUUCAAACAAAAAUGAAUAAACUUGGA